This is a messenger RNA of Seminavis robusta, 713 nucleotides long. Lineage: Eukaryota; Bacillariophyta; Bacillariophyceae; Naviculales; Naviculaceae. The record is from the annotation of a GenBank genome assembly.
GUUUGAUCAGUGGCAUUGGGUCUUGGCUUUCGAGCGGUUCAGGAAUUCAGGAAACACCCCAAUUCUCACAAUUCUCAAUCAAGCUCUUCUUGAAAGCCUCAAAGCAAACACCUCCACCCAAUACCCAAUACGAUUCGAUUCAUUCAAAAUGGACUUCGAAAUCCCCUCUUUCAUCUUCGUCCCCUGCAUGGUCUCUGAUUCCAAGAAGACCGGUUUACCAUCAGCAGGUCUCAUUCCUCUGAUCCCCGCUUCGCGAUGGUCGGAAGAAAUUCCCAGCACAAGUUGUUCUCCUCCCAAGUUGCCCAAGAGAGAAAUUGCGUUGCGCAAGAUUGACAGUUUGCCCAAGCUCCCACGACGAUCAGUUCCGGAAGAAGAGAUGCCCACGCUCAGUGUGGCAAUGCCCCGUCGAGUCCGAGCUCUUCCUCGACCUCACCAAAGCGUAUCGACCUUCGGAAGCAUCACCAGCAUUAGCAGCACCACCGUCAACCUGACACGAAGCGUACGAUCACGACCGGCACAGAGAUCUCGAUUCUCCGCAAGUGAGAUUGUUGAACAGGUAUACGAAAAGACCAGCCGUCCUGGACCCGAGAGAGUCACUGUGGCAGCAAGGGCAGCUUAAGUUGCACAACGAUUCUCUGCCUUUCUACUACUCCUCUCUUCCAUUCCUUCUUUUAGAAACAAACAACCAACUAACAUAGACCGACCAUGCAUUC